AGAGCCGGUAAUCAGCAUCCCUCAGAGGGGACAUGUACACUGAUCAUCAGGGCACUGAUGAUCAGUCCCCAACAGUGCCACCUGUCAGUGUCCAUCAGUGCCAGCUGUCAGUGCUCAUCCAUGCCACUUGCCAAUGCCCAUCAAUGCCACAUUUCAGUGCCUACCAGUGCACAUCAAUGCCACAUAUCAGUUCCCAUCUGAACUGCCUUUCAAUGUCACCCAUCAAUGCCAGUCAGUGCCACCUAUCAGUGCUGCCAAUUAAUGCCACCUAUCAGUGCCAGUCAGUGCCACCUAUCAGUGUGCAUCAGUGCCGCCUAUCAGUGCCCAUCAGUGCUGCCUAACAGUGCCAGUCAGUGCCACCUAACAG
Molecule: messenger RNA, 367 nt
Organism: Staurois parvus
Lineage: Eukaryota; Metazoa; Chordata; Amphibia; Anura; Ranidae
Source: the annotation of a GenBank genome assembly